AUGGUCUACACAAUCACAGUCCACCUCCAUGCCAAUGACGAUCCAGCAUCCGUCGAAAAGAUCAAGGCCAAGCUGAUCGAGGCCAGCCGUGUCUACUCCAAGGACAAGGAGACCAUCAGCUGGUUCGUCAUGCAGUCCACCUCGGACCCGCGUGACUUUACCAUUGUCGAGCGCUAUGAGAAUGAGGGCAGCCAAAAGUACCACCUCGAGAACCCUUACUGGCCUACCUUUGACAAGUACGUGAUCCCGCUGCUCGACAAGCCUAUGGAUCUCAGACGUUUCGAGGAGCUGGACACCAGCAAAGAUGUUGUGGUCCCUGCUUAG
Cryphonectria parasitica EP155 is the source of this 324-nucleotide messenger RNA. RefSeq lists its product as uncharacterized. Lineage: Eukaryota; Fungi; Ascomycota; Sordariomycetes; Diaporthales; Cryphonectriaceae. The record is from RefSeq and is a predicted model, not a curated record. The coding region runs from base 1 to 324 and encodes 107 amino acids. The transcript has 3 exons.